Ostrea edulis (European flat oyster) is the source of this 10751-nucleotide messenger RNA. Its product is annotated as kelch-like protein 5. The transcript is spliced from 11 exons. Lineage: Eukaryota; Metazoa; Mollusca; Bivalvia; Ostreida; Ostreidae. The record is from RefSeq and is a predicted model, not a curated record. The coding region runs from base 7024 to 8736 and encodes 570 amino acids. Gene Ontology annotation, molecular function: protein binding.
GGCUCCACUCGGCCUUAUCUGUAACCACGGCCUGCGAACAAUAUUUCAUUCCCUCCAAUACACAAGGCGUACAUAGUCCUCCGAUCAAGGAAUUUCGUGUAGCUGAGCAGGUACACGCGAAAACGGAUAAACCAUUCAGGAGUGAGGUUUGUUUUGAGGAGGGAUCAAGAGCUCGCCCCUGGAGAGGGAGUAAUCCUCUCCAUUUCGCGCGGUGAUGAUAAAGACCCGUUCUUAUGCUAUAUAAUAAAUCUAGUUUGUCAGUGUGCUGCUGGUUCUGGCAUCUCAUGCACUGGGUCAGACAUUUCAUGUUAUCUUUUCUCAUCUGUGGAUGAUGACUACAAACAACUCGCACUAUAAACCGAUAUUGACCGUGUGGAUGUGAUGUGUUUCUUUGUGUUCUCCGUUCUGACAUAUGAAGUAAGUUUUACAAAAUGACUAAAGACGCUUCUCAUAUUAAAUAUCCUCUGAAUGUGUGUUCCCCGGGGAAAAUGAGUGACACCCGGAAACAGAACUGGGAGGACCCCAUAGGAUCGGUCAACGUGCCCCUGUACAACCGGAUGAACUUUUCUACCGUCCCCCGGAAAGGCGCCCACAGAAAGGCAUGGUGAGUAUAGCGUAAAGUGUCCCUGUCUAUAAUGGGUGCCGUCCAUAAAUCAUAUUUUUAAUUAUGCCACCCCCUCACACUGAAAGGAACGAGUAGAGUUUCUAGCAUUAAUUCACAGUCUCAGGAACGAAUAAUUUACAAAACUCACUGUUAUCGCGUUCAAAUGCGUAAUGUGUGCACAGGGUUGGUUUUUUUUCUUCUUUUUCCCUGCAGCUUGGUAUUGGAUUUAAAUCUCUGGAAAGAAACAUUUGCUGGAGUAAUUUGGGACAAAUAUGGUGAAUUAUUAAUAUUAAAGAAUUAUUUACGAAAUCUUGCAGAGACUGAGAUUCUAGAAUUUCUGAUGAAUUUGUUUUUAAGUAUCACUCCCUGUUGCUAUGACUCACGAACUCUGAAUCACACUCCCAAAUCCUUAUCUUUAUUGAAUACACUACAGGUUUGAUUUUUCGAUUCCUUGUAUCUAACACUGAAAAUUACUUUUCGGUUCAAGGUCGACAAUCUAUAUCUAUGGAAAACUUUGCCAAAUUUUCACAAUUUGAUAAUUGUGAAAUGAAAUAAAAGAGAGUUUUUGACUUCCAGAACACAAACGUCCGAGUUGAAACUACUGACGAGCAAACAUAAUGUAUUGUGGUAUUUUCAAGGGAGACAACUCACAACAUUUCUUCUAAAGAGUCUGCUCUAUAUAUGAAUUGGCAGCAGUCGUGUUUAAGAGUGUUUGAUGAGUGUGUUGUUGCUGGCUUACUGCUUAGUUACAAAUGAACACAAAAAACUGUAACAUAAAAAACACACUGUUUCGGUAGAAUAGAGAAAAAUGCAUGUAAAGUUAAGCUACAAGUUGGAAGGCUGGAUGUGGCCCGGAGACCAAAACAUGCAUUAAGGUGACCUUGAACGGUUGCAUGUCAGGUUAGUAAUUAACGUAAGAGCAUGUUACUUUUAUAUAGUGACGCUUUCUUGGGAAAGCUCUUAAAUGUCUGUUUCUUGCAGCUCGGGAAAAAAAUUAAAGAGGAUUUCGCAAGAGGGUCGUUAAUAAGUACAAUGUAGUGCACUGUACUUAGACAUAUAGAUUUGUGGAGAGCUGACCUCCAGGUGAAAAGUCUGAAAAGAUAGUCAACAUUCACAGAGGACCGUUAAGUCGCUUUUUGGUCAUGUAAUUACUGGUUUGUUUUCAUUUUUUCUUUGUAUGAUUACAAGAUAUUUCAUAUAGUUACACACGCUUUUAUCGGGGUAGUUGUAGAUCUGUAGCUCUCUGGGAAAUAUUGGGACAGACCAGAGAACUAGGUACAGAUCCGCCCCUUAUAAAAACCUGCAAUUUACGGCGAAAAAAAAAAUACGCACGACUGAGGCCAUAUAUCGCUGUAUUUUUCCACCCCUGUCUUAAAAAUUUUGGAUAAGAAAAAUUCUAACAUUUUUUCCCUGAUCUGUCCCAAUAUUUUCCAGAGAACAAAGAACUGGGUGGUAGCAAAGUGAUUGGGGGGAAAUACGUCCUUUGAAGCGUAUACAUGUACAUGUAUUGACGUGGUUGUUCUUUUCUUUCAUUUAUCAUGCCACAGUUUUGCAUUUAGGUAAAUUACACAUCAGGGGGUGGGUGGGUGGGUAGGUGGAUGGUGUUACUUUGGGAAUGGGGCCUCCUAUCGGACCACAGUUUACUGCAUCUUAUUUUCUCACGCUACAAAUCAUUAUCUACAAUUUCAAGUAGCCCCAAUGCCUCCAGGUAGUCAAAAUGGGUCGUGUUUAUAGAGGUUUCGCUCAGUGGGAUCGCUCUACUACAGUAAGUAAAAGAGAUAAUUCUAAACCUUUACCGUAAAUUAGUCAUCUCUUGUGCUUUUUCUGAUUUAUCUAUAAUCUUCAUAGAACACAGCUGUUUUCUCAGAUUUCUUAGAAUAAUUCUAAUCGAGGGCAAGUAUAUCUACGUGAUCCAUUCCUAGGUUUUAUUUUUACUGUACAAAUAAUAAUUUUUAAAAAAAGUCUCCUUCCAGCGGUUUUUAUAACGAAUCUGCUAGCUGAAGGUAUUAAAUAUGAAAAAAAGAUAAUAAUAUACUUUGUUAGUGAUAAACCUCUGUCGUUCCAUUGUGAAUAAUAACCGAUGUUAACUGUGACACAAAAACUAGUGACCUUUGAAAUUUUAGCAUUAAAACUGCAGUAAAUUCUGGUUUGUUAGUCAGUAUUAUGGAGGCAAUAUAAACAACGGAAGUUACUGAUAAUACAAGUUUCUGUGUGCUCCCUUUGUUUUCUCAACAACACAAUAAAAACAAACAUGUUCCUUAUCAGUACAUGAGAGACAAGGCGGACAAUUUCUAGGCCGAAAUACUCCUGUUUGUAUUAGAAAUCAAUAAAAACAACAAGAAGAAAAAAAAUUAAAUAAAAAAUAGGGCACCACUGAGACUAAAACCCAUGUCAUAUUCAUAAUAUUAGUCAUAAUUUAAUGUCUAUUAUGCACACCCAACUUCUUCAUCAACACGGAGGUAUGUACUUUAACAAUGCAAGCAGUGUCGAUCUAGCCAGACCUAUUUAAUAAUUUUGCUAUGAUUUGUCAUUUCACAGUUUGUAUUAAAGGUUUUUCUUCACAUAUCUAGGCCUAAUCCCACUCCGCUUAAAUUCCCAAUCUAGGCCCUAUUUUUUGAGAAUCUACAACUUUUAGGGAUAUUCUGUGCAUCCGAUAUCAUUUACUGGAUGUUGGAACGCAUUAAUUAGAUCCACGACCUCGUGGGGGAAAAUCAAUAAAAUGUGUCAAUUUGCACCUCGCCUCUCGGCACAUUACUCCACGUUUGACACUAAGCCACCGUCGCUUCACUCCAAUGGACACGAGGUCACAUGGUUUGAUGAUGACCUCACGUUCUCUGUCUAGCCCCAGGUGUGUUUACAAAGUAUCGCUUGAGUGUAACAUGAGGGAGGCAGACGAGGACAGCCUCCCGUUCCCGGGGGUCCCAGAUAAUUUUCCCGCCACAGCGACACUUGUUCGUAGUCCUAGCGAAAACAAAAGGUACGUGUCUCUUGAAGUUUUACAUUGUAAACAAAGGCACCUCCGACGCGCGAUUAUUUGACAACAUUGCCCUUUGCCGUCUUCAGUCAUUUUCUCUGGGUACAGCGUUUCGAUAAGAUACUUGUAAUCACACGCUUUUUAAAGGUCUUUCCCCCAUACUGUUCAAAUCAUUUUCCUUUUUGUUUCAAAAUCAAUUAUUUAGUCAUCAAUAGGCCUAGUUGUCACUAAUACAUUGUAUGACAUGUACUGAUGUGGUAGUAUAUGUUAUUUAAAGGAGAGGAUUAUCAAAGUUUGGGAACUAAUGUAUGCAAUCCUUUUGUCUAAUUGGCAAUAAAAUGUUCUGUAUAUAUUCCAAUCAAAAUCAUGCAUAGUAUUUGUCAAAGAAAUUUAGAUCAAUGCACAAUGGCAACAUGGGCAUGGACCAUCAGAAGGGGCUAGGUUGAGUGGGUUGGAUGCCACUGCACCCCUCUUUUUACACACAACAAAAUGAAAAUACUAAUCAAUUUAUAUUGAUUACUAUACUUCAUUGAAAGAGUGAUCCGACAACUAGAUUAGUGUGGGACACUAGUCUUCCUUUGAGCUUUCUAUGAUCCACACAACAUGCAAAUCAAUGGAAGUAGGAAAGAGAAGAAAGUGAAAAAUUGUCCCAUAUUUGAAUAUGUAACUGUUGUAUUAACAUUGGGUGGGGUUGUCACAGCAAUCUGGUAUGGGGCAAGGUCUCUUUUAAAUUGGAAAGUCAUUCUUAUCUUUUUUUUUUUAUAUAUAUAUAAAUUGGGAGAAUUGAGUUUACUGUUUACAGUCUUUUCCAUCCAGAUGAUAUGUACAAGAAUAACAAAACAAGUUACCAUAAUAUUUUCCUGUAUAUUUAUUCAAUUCUUGACUGUUUAUCAAUUUUUCCACCUGGCAGUUUACAUUAUAUAUUUUCAAUUUAUAAGUCUUGCUCUUAAAAUUGGAAAAAUGGUUUUUUUUGUGUUUUUUUUUUUUUGGCAUUUGGAAUAAGUCUGAUAUUCAGUGUAACUUUAAUGGGAGUGACAGGACAGUUCUUUUAUUUAUAAUAAAACAUUUGACAUAGGUAUGCUUGAACCAGAGCAUUGGAAGGAAUUUUUAACAGUCUGGUUAUAAUUUGAGUGAGAUCGCAAACUGCAACUUUGAGAUUGGUGAAAAACAAAUAAUUAUUGGGAUGCAGCCCAAAGAUACACAUAUUACCUGGAAAUGUUUUGUGCACAGUCAAAAAUUGCCAAAAGCAGUUUCACCCUGGCACUGGUCUUAAGUGAUGGAAAUUGGAAGGAGUUAAUGGGUUCUUUUUUGUUAACUACUUUUAAAUAAUAUUGAUUAAUAUUGGAAAACUGCAUUUUAUUUCAAUCUUUAAGGUUGCCACAUAUGUUUAUUGUCUGCACAAAGGAUUUAGUGUGUUUAGUAUUAGAUAAGUUGUGGAUAAAAUAUUUUUAUUGGUAUUUAAACUGGAAGUUUGCAUCAGAUGAUCAGAAACAUUUAUUUUAUAGUCAAGCACUUAGUAUUUAAGACAACAGUAAAUUAACUGAUUUUCUUUUAUAAUGGAUCCAUGAACAUCCCUCCACACAGGGACUUUCGUCCAUUGAGACCUUCCCCAGGGCUUUGCUGUGGGCAUGCCUGAUCAGACAUUGACCAAACCCCUUGCCUCAAUACCCCCCCCCCCCCUUUUCUGAAAUUUUAAAGACAGUCCUGCACAUAAUGAAAGGGAAAGGAAGAAUUCACUGAUGAAAACCAGAGAUGAAUAUUUUCCUAAGUUUGUUCUACAUAUUCAGUUUUUACACAGAAAACAGUACUGUUGCAGUAUAAUAUUUGUAUUCAUGAUUUUUUUUGAAAGGCCUGUUCAAAUUUCUCUUCAUUAGAUAUGGAUCAUUUGUGAGUCAUUCUUGUAACACAUCAAGUAGAGUCACAUUUCAACCUCAGUUCCUUUAUGAAGUUUUUGGGUGUAAAAGUCUUGUUUAGGAACCAAAGUUGAAAAUGGGUGGGUUCCACAUGAUUGCUGUCCUCUCGAUCUGUGUAUCUGCAUAUGAUUGGAUCAAACAGGGAAAAGGAUGACGUCACUUCAGGAACGGAUGAUAAUUCAUUUGUGAUAUCAUGAACAUUUUUGAAAAGACAUGAGGGUAUAUGAAUUGCAACGCUUCACGCUGGCAUACUUCAUGAAGCAUGCUAGCUCUUUGUGAAAAGUACGCUGGCAUCAAGCAUCGCAGUUCAUACCCUUAUGUCUUUUAAAAAAUUCAACUUAUUUUUUAUCUUUAUAUUUUAGGCAUUUCAGUUUUGUCAGAAUUUCCAGUUUUUAAAUUAACAUAUAUACAUACUAUAUCCAGGGGCGUAGCUAUACUGUAGCACUGUAAGCAAGUGCUUACAAAUAUUUUCUUACAUAUUACGAAAAAUGUCCUCAGAUUCUGGGGUGCUGCCGCGCCCCCCCACCCCCCCCCAGACCCCCUGCUUACAAAUAUUUCAAACCUAGGUACACCACUGAUAUCUAUCAAGAUUCAUACGCGCAUUAUUCACAGCUACAGUGCAUUCAUGAGGAAAUGGCUACCAUUACAAUUUGUAAACAUAUCAAAGGCAAACACAUUGGAAGUGUGAAUAUUUGAAUUGUGAGAUUUCUUUCUAUGGUUUGUUAAACAUUGCAGAAAUAUGCAUAACAUUUGUUAGUGGGUUAUGUAAAUUUUUCCUGCAAUGUUUUCAACCUUCAUGUCCCAUUUAACUAACCAGGUUAGGCCUUUUUUUUCUGCAAUGUAUCGCAUUUAACAAACCAGAGAGAGAGAGAAUGGACCUCAGGGGAAAUAUGCAUGUGUCAAUGAUUCACUUUUAAUGUAAUACCUUGAUAGAUCAAGAUUUUAAACAAUCGUUUUUAAGGAAAUAAAUAAUGAAAACAGAAAUGUUUUGCUGGGGUUGGUAUUGCAUGCAGGCAUUGUUUGAUUCUUUAAAACUUACUGACAGGAAGCCAUUGAUGGGCUUUUGAAAUCAUUACAGAAUAUUAUUUACAAAUAGUAUUGAAUCAAGGUAUUGUUGGAUGUGUAAUCACUGUGUUAUUUUAAUAGUAACUUUCCCCCUUUUCAAGUGGCUGAGUUGUUAUGAAUUUUAAGAGGGAAAGUUGAUCUUGAUGCAACAAAAAUGUAAAUAUAAAGACUGAAUUUGAAAUGGACGUUAAUGGAAGACAGAAGUGUACCAUGUGAUGUGUUCUGGUGGAGAAGUGAGAAGCAGUGUUAUUGGAGUAGGACAGGAAAAUAUUUUCCUGUUAUUGUAAUUGUUUUCGUGUGUGACACGAUUUAUAUGACUGAUAAACAUUUAGAUCAAAUUUCACCUACUACGUCUUCCUCGAUGAAUCACGGUUCAUUUAACAGCUUGACUGGUAAAUUGAAUUUGGACCUACAGUGGGUACCUUGUGCAACAGACCUAUGCCUCACAGAACCAGGCAAACUCCAGAAUGGAGGAGUCCAUGACGCCUGACCUCUUCCACUCCCACAACCAUCCAGAAAGGAUGAUCCGCAAAAUGGAGCAGUAUGUGGAGAAGCGGCAGCUGUGUGAUGUCACCCUUGUUGUGGGUAAUAAGCGGAUUCCUGCUCACAGACUUGUCCUCAGUGCAGCUUCAGACUAUUUUGCAGCAAUGUUCAUGAAUGAUGUGAAAGAAGCAUCCAUGGAAGAAAUCCGGAUGAAAGAUGUAGAUCCAGAUGCCAUGGUGGCCAUUGUCAACUAUGCCUAUACAGGUAAGAUUCCCCUACAAGAGGAGACAGUGGAGAGCCUGCUGUCCACAGCCUGUCUUCUCCAGCUGUCUGAAGUUGUGGAGGCCUGCUGCAGCUUCCUCAUGAAGCAGCUCCACCCUUCAAACUGUAUUGGGAUUCGUCAGUUUGCUGAUGCUCAGGGAUGUUCCAAUUUGUACAAAGUCGCCAAUACCUAUCUCAUGGAUAAUUUUGUUCAAGUAAUGCACAACCAGGAAUUUCUUUUAUUACCGGCGGAGGAAGUCUGUCACCUACUUGCCAGUGAUGACCUCAACGUUCCUGAUGAAGAAACGAUAUUUCAAGCUCUGGUUACCUGGGCUAAGCAUGAUUUGGCAAACAGAAAGAUGUACUUGUCCAAACUCCUCUCCCAUAUCAAACUGCCUUUAAUGUCCCCACAGUUUAUUGCUGAUCAUGUGGAAACUAAUGCAUUAUUUCAAGAGGAGAAGGAAUGCCAGGCCCUGAUCAUGGAGGCUUUGAAAUAUCAUCUGUUACCAGAGAGACGGUCCUCCUUCCAGAGUCCCCGCACGAAACCUAGAAAGUCCACGGUGGGAAUCAUGUACGCUGUUGGUGGGAUAGAUUGUAACAAAGGUGCUACUACUAUAGAAAAAUAUGACCUGCGAACAAACUCGUGGACCCAGGUUGCCAACAUGAGUGGACGCCGCCUUCAGUUUGGUGUCGCUGUAAUUGAGGACAAAUUGUACAUAGUAGGAGGAAGAGAUGGACUAAAAACAUUGAACACGGUAGAAUGCUUUGACCCAAAGAAGAAAUCAUGGAACCUGAUGCCUCCUAUGUCCACACACAGACAUGGCCUCGGGGUGGGGGUACUGGAGGGACCAAUGUAUGCGGUGGGAGGACACGACGGGUGGUCUUACUUGAACACGGUUGAGCGGUGGGACCCACAGGCCAGACAGUGGAGCUUUGUGGCCCCUAUGUCAACAUCAAGGAGCACAGUUGGAGUAGCUGUGCUACUGGGAAAACUGUAUGCAGUGGGUGGUCGGGAUGGCAGCUCCUGUUUGAAGACAGUAGAAUGUUUUGAUCCCCACACAAACAAGUGGUUACACUGUAGUCCGAUGUCCAAGAGGCGUGGUGGGGUGGGAGUAGCCACCUGUAAUGGCUUAUUGUAUGCUGUUGGGGGUCAUGAGGCCCCAGCCUCUAAUCCAUCUUGCUGCAGAUUUGACUGUGCUGAAAGGUAUGACCCCAAAACAGACCAGUGGACCAUGAUAGCCAACAUCAGUUCUCCCCGGGAUGCAGUGGGUGUGUGUAUUCUUGGGGACAGGGUCUUCGCUGUCGGUGGAUAUGAUGGUCAACACUACCUUCAGGAUGUGGAGUCGUUUGAUCCUGUACUGAAUGAGUGGUCCAAGAUGGCAGCCUUGUGUACUGGCCGAGCAGGUGCCUGCGUGGUCCACGUCCCGAACAGUUGACAUAAAAGGAAAUGGUCACUUGCCUCUCUGAGGAAGUGGCCAUCGGGAUUCUUCCGCCGCAAGAGCAAAAAUCAGGACCGAGACAUGAUUGUGUGACCAGUUGAAAAUAAGGGCUGACAUAUGAUUGACUAAUUAUGGAGGAACAAAUCGUCAGCUUUAGAUGGAGCCACAGUUCACAUAUCAACAUGGUGCUUGUAUGUCUGCCAGGUAUUGGCAGGGCCAAUCAUAAUUUCAAUGCGACUGGUAGUUUUCGGGAUGCAACUAAACACCGUCUCUUUACAACCUGUGAUAAUUACAUUUGGUAAUUGAUGCCUUUUGUACCAAAAAUCAUCGUAAAAUGCAAUGCCAUAUAUUUUCUUUGAGAAAAAUCUGGACUUCAGAAAGUAGUGCAUUAUGAAAAUCAUUUGUAUAUUACCAAAGAUGAAGUGCUAUUGUGUACCAAUGUGUCAUAGACUGUCUCUUCAUGUACAGUUCAUUUUUUCUGCUUUUUUGAUUGGUAGUUUGCUAGUUUUUUGGUGUAUAUAUGUGGAGGUUUGAUGAUUUUUCAGUAUUACUCUCUAUGAGAUGUUUAAAUAAUUUGUGCAAUAAGCUUCUCUGUACCCCCCAACACUGCACGGCUGGCCUCAUUGUUUGGUUGUCUAAAACUAUAAUGAAAGUUUCCUUUGGAAAAAGAAACGAAGCCUCUAAUGAUUGGUUGUAAGGUGUAUUUCACAAAGCAAAAUGCUUUCUGAUUGGUUGUAAUGUAGUUAACCACAUACAAAUUUCUCUGUGUAACCUGCUUUUUUAGAUAUACUGCAAAGAUCUUUAAAAUAAUAUAAACACAUAAAUUACAGCAUUAUCUAAUUAUUGACCCAUACCUGAAGGAUAUUACAGAAAUGCAGAGGGCAUUACAAAUGAGCUUUGCUUUAAAACUGAAUGUCGAAGUUAACAUGAUCUGAAUUUUUGUACAGGUUUGUUUGUUGUGUGUGUCAGACAAAAAUACCAAAUGCUUUAUUUUAUUUUGCCUUAUCGCUUGCCUCCAGUGUUCAGCGAUUUCAGUCAACAUGCUAUUAUUUAAUUCAGGUGUAUCAGAUACCCUUUUCAUUGUCCUAUACAUAUUGUAAAUUGUUUGUCUAAAUGGACCAAUGUCAUAGAAAAUCAUAUGGUAAUUUUUAUAUUUAAACAUAUUUUCCCCGACAUUGCUCACGCCAUAUCAAUCAUUCUGACAUCGAAAAGUGUCUUCCCAUGUAAUCCUACACAGCACUGUUUAUAGUCAGUAAAUGCAUUCAUUUUGUCAAACUUACAACUCAUCAAUUUUUUAUAUUUUAUGUUUUACAGUAGUAAGGGUUAUAAUUCACUUGCCCGUUUACUCCAUUGUUGUAAAUUACUUUCGUAAAUUAAUUAAAUUGUACUUUGAUGCCAAUUAAUUUAUUUCUAAAUCUAAAAUGGGAUAACCACAUCAUCAAAAACAACUACUCUUAUUAUUUUAAGCUAGUGAUCUUGUGUUUAAAAAACCCACCAAAGUACUUGACAUCAUUCUGAUGAACAGGUUGCAAGUGCUUAGUAAUUUUACUAUUCAAAUGCACAACAUAGAACAUGUAUUUUUGUGGUAAUGUUAUUUUAGAAAUGUUCUCUUUUGGUAGUAGUAUCAAUAUAUGUUAAAUUCUUCAGAAGAGAAUUGUAUUAGAUGAUAAAUUCUGAAUUUCUGAUGUAUUUAUUAUAGAUGGACCACUUUUACAGUGUGUUUGGAUUGUUAUGGAAUAUGCAUCUGGUACCCAUGAUUAGUGAGGAGAUUAUUAGUGUGUACAUGUAUUUGCUAAUUAAUGUUUGUUUUAGUGCUGGAUUAUGUGCUUUUACGAUAUUUUGGUUCAGAUCUUAUUUAGUAGAAAAGUAAAUGUUCGUAUUUUGAUACCCACUUUACAUUUGUAACUAUCUCCAGUGUAUUAUGUAAAUAUUUUGAUUCAUUAUUUUUUUAAUUGAGAAAUCAUUGUUUGUAAAAACAAUUUUGAACACAAUAAAACUUCUAAUAGAAAGAA